Oncorhynchus nerka (sockeye salmon) is the source of this 5068-nucleotide messenger RNA. Its product is annotated as calumenin-B-like. The coding region runs from base 486 to 1436 and encodes 316 amino acids. The record is from RefSeq and is a predicted model, not a curated record. The transcript is spliced from 7 exons. Gene Ontology annotation, molecular function: calcium ion binding. Gene Ontology annotation, cellular component: endoplasmic reticulum. NCBI's taxonomy places the organism in Eukaryota, Metazoa, Chordata, Actinopteri, Salmoniformes, Salmonidae.
UAAUAGAUGGGAUAUUUCCUGAUUUAGCCUGGAAUUGAGAACUGCUUGAAUCUCUAUUUUAUCGCCAUCACCUCAUUCUUUCAUUUCAGAAUAUCCCCACUCAGUUGGAAUGUCAAUGAUUGACGAUGAAAUGGGCAUGCAGUUUGAGGGGAUGCACUCAUGCAUGUCCUACUAAUGAACUUGGUUGUGUGAUGCAGUUUUAAAAAACACUGUCACAACAAGAAAUAAAAGUCAAUGUUAGAAAGUUAUGAUAAGUGCUGCUCUUUUAUGGGGAAAAUAUUUAAAAACAUUACACGCUCAUAGCGUGAGGACGUGGCGGUUAUUAACCAAUCAAAAGGCCGAAGCUGUCCAGAAGUGGAGUAAUGGACUAGCAGUAUGAAACAAGCUAAUCUUAUUACAGGAAACGACUUUACUUCGGCGAUGGGUGUGUAUCCGGAGUAGAUGACGUUGACGGUCAAAAGCGAAAGACUUCAGAAAGACCGAGUAUGGCGCUGCGGCCGUUGGUCAUGUGCUUUGCGCUGUGCGUGGUGCACGCCUCCAGUAAACCCACCAUCGACAAGAAGGACCGUGUCAUUCAUGACGACCUGCUUAGCAACCGCAACCAUGACGACGCAGAUAACUUUGAUUAUGACCAUGAAGCGUUUCUUGGACAGGAUGAGGCCAAGACCUUCGAUCAGCUCACACCUGAAGAGAGCAAGGAGAGAUUGGGUAUGUUGGUAGAGCGUAUAGAUGAGGACAAGAAUGGGUAUGUGUCAGUAGAGGAGAUGAAGAAGUGGAUCAAACACAGUCAGAAGAGGUGGAUCUAUGAUGAUGUGGACCGCCAGUGGAAAGGUCAUGACCUUAACGGAGAUGGACUGGUGUCCUGGGAGGAGUACAAGAAUGCCACAUACGGAUACAUACUGGAUGAUCCAGACCCAGAAGAUGGCUUCAGCUACAGACAGAUGAUGUCACGUGACGAGAGGAGAUUCAAAAUGGCCGACCUGGACGCUGACCUGAAGGCCAAUAAAGAGGAGUUUACAGCCUUCCUCCAUCCUGAGGAGUACGACCAUAUGAAGGAUAUAGUUGUACUGGAGACCAUGGAGGACAUUGAUAAAAACGGAGACGGCUUCAUAGAUCUGGAGGAGUACAUAGGUGACAUGUAUAACCAGGAGGGUGAUCCUUCAGAGCCAGAGUGGGUGAAGACAGAACGAGAACAGUUUACUGAGUUCAGAGAUAAAAACAAAGAUGGCCGCAUGGACAAGGAGGAGACCAGAGACUGGAUCCUCCCUUCAGACUACGACCAUGCAGAGGCAGAAGCCAAACACCUGGUCUACGAGUCAGAUAACGACAAGGAUGGCCAUCUGACCAAGGCAGAGAUCGUAGAGAAGUAUGACCUCUUCGUUGGCAGCCAGGCUACUGACUUUGGAGAAGCCUUGGCAAGACAUGAUGAAUUCUAACCUUCCACUUCCCACACAGGGUUGGGCUCAAUUCAGUCAUGGAGUUGAAAUCCCAAUUAAAAACACUAUAUGGAGAAUGGAGAAUAGGGUGACGUUUGAGACGGAGCGUUUCACACUAGUGUACUAAGUAGUGUACGAGUUUGGACAUCAAGUUUGGACAUCAAGACACACCUCCUGGUUUGGCUCCACCUCCACCAUCCUCUCGUCCAAUCCGGACAAUGGAAAGGAUAUACAGCAUUUCCUUUGUCUUCCUUUGCAGAUCUUUGUUUUUGUAAAAAGUGACAGAAUACAGAUGUUAGUGUUUGUUUUGGUAGCCUUGUUUGAACAAUGUGUCAGGCGUGCAAUGAAGGGCAGAACUGUGCAUGUGCUCAUUUCAGGUUUCAAUUCAGGAAGUGAGUAAAAAUUCAAUAGAAAAAGUGAAUUGAUCCCAACCCUGGUGUGUGUUCUGCUAUGCACUGGACUAUGAAGGGGAGAUGUACAGUGCCCUCUACUAAUAUUGGCACCCUUGGUGAAUAUGAGCAAAUGGCUGUGAAAAGAAAAUGUAUUUGUUUAUCCUCUUGGUCUUUCUUUCAAAAUAUUCACAUAAAUCUAACCUUUAAUUAAAGUAAAAUUAUUUGAAAAAAAUAUUUGAAAAAACAAAUAUUUUUCUCUGUAUGCCACAAUUAUUGGCUCCCCUUCAUUCAAUACUUUGUGCAACCUCCCUUUGUCACGAUAACAGCUCUGAGACUCCUAUAAUACGUAAUGAGGUUGAAGAACACAUGGCAAGGCAUCUGAGACCAUUCUUCCAAACAGAAUCUCUCCAGAUCCUUCAGAUUCUGAGGUCCACUCUCCUCUUCAGCUCAUCCCACAGAUUUUCUAUGGGGUUUAGGCCAGGGGACUGGGAUGGCCAUGGCAAAAUCUUGAUUCUGUGGUCAGUGAACCAUUUUUGUGUUGAUUUUGAGGAGUGCUUUGGAUCAUGUACUGCUGGAAGGUCCAACCAUGGCACAGUUUAUAUCUGCUGGUACUUGUCCAUGAUACCAUUUUUCCUAACAAGUUGUCCAGGGCCUUUGGAAGAAAAACAGCCCCAUAACAUCAAAUAUCCACCACCAUACUUCACAGUGGGGAUGAGGUACUUUUUUACAUGGCUAUCUUUCUGUCUAUGCCAGACCUACCUCUGGUGUUUUGUUUCCAAAAAGCUCUAUUUUGGUCUCAUCUGACCAUAGAACCCAGUUCCAUUGAAAGCUCCAGUAAAGUUUUGAAAAAUGUAGGCACUUGAGUUUGACAGCAAAGGCUUUUUUUGGAAACUCUCCCAAACAACUUGUGUUUAUGUAGGUGCGUCUGAUUGUAGUUUUGGAGACUUUCGGACCCCAAGACCCAACUAACGUCUGCAAUUCACCAGCUGUGAUCCUUGAAGAUUUUUUUUGGCCACUCGAACCAUCCUCACUGCAUGGGGUCAAUAUAGACACACGUCCUCUGCCAGGCUGAUUGUUAACAUCUCCUCUCCAGUUGCUUUUAACUUCUUAAUUAUUGACCUGAUAGUGGAAAUGGGCAUUUUCAACCAUCGGGUCUUUCCCAUAGUGAUUGAUGAUGGGAAUUUGACCUGUGUGUCACCUCAUAUUUAUACCCCAGUGAAACGGGAAUUCAUGGCUUACCACUUAUGUGUUCCUAAUCAUUCAGGUGAACUUAAUGUAAAAUAUUAAUGUGAAUAUACUUCAGUUAGAUUUUACCUAUAAGAAUAUCUAGGAGUGCCAAUAAUUGUGGCACAUGCUUCGUCAAAAAAUAUUUAUUUCACAAUUUUUUUCUCUCAAUUGUACUUCAAUUAAAAGUUACAUUUUUGUGAAUAUUUGGAAUGAAAGACCAAGAGGAUAAACAGUAAAGCAUUUUUUUUUCACAGCCCGUUUUGCUUAUAUUUACUAAGGGUGCCAAUAUUGGUGGAGGGCACUAUAACACGGUCCACUCUAUAAGCUACUACCUCAAACUGCUCUUUUGAUUUCAUUGGCUAGCAGUGUCUUCAUCCCAGGGAUCAUCAACUAGAUUCAGCCGUGGGACGAUUUUUAAUAUAUUUUUUAUUGAGUGGAUGGUCGAGGGGCCAGAACAAAAUGAAGCAAUAAGGCCCGAUGGGGUGUAGUAUAUGGCCAAUAUACCACGGCUAAGGGCUGUUAUUAUGCACGACGCAGCGCAGAGUGCCUGGAUACAGUCCUUAGCUGUGGUAUAUUGGCCAAAUACCACAAACCUGCGGUGCCUUAUUACCAUUAUAAACUGGUUACCAACGUAAUUAGAACUAAAAAUAAAUGUUUUGUCAUAACUGCGGUAUACGGUCUGAUAUUCUACAGCUGUCAGCUAAUCAGCAUUCAGGGCUUGAACCACUCAGUUUAUAAUUACAAAUAAUUUGUAGACUGCAAAUUGACUGCAAUAAGACCAAACACACAUUUGACUAAAACAUAAUAAUUUCAAACCUUGCUUACAUUUGUAUACGAUCAUGUGUCUAUUAUGCAUGGGUAUACUUGGGAACAGAUUUCUUAAAUCAAAGUCAGUUGGACCUAAUUUCCUAGUGUUUUUACAGUCUUAUGUAUGACAAUGUAAAACAAAUGAUGUCAUUGUUUUUUUUGGCUCAGAAAACUCGGGCCGCUUGCCACCAGUUGGGAAACACUGUUGUAGCUCAUGGAGUGGGCCUCAUCAAAGCCUCAUGAAGAUUGUUUGGACGCGUGCAAUACAACACCACCAUAGGGGCAGGGGUGUGUGUCGGCCAAUAGCGGUCCCCCGUGUCCCCUGUGUGCAGGUUUUAGUUCCUACAUGUGUGUAGGAGCUUGGCUCAAUUAGGGGUUAGAUCAGUUAUUUUUUAUUAUUUACUUCAGUCUGGGCACCCCCUGGGUCGUACAUUUCUGAUCUAGUACCUGUACUAGCACAACAUAUUUAUAGCCCUGUGUUAGUACAGGGCUGGAACAAAAAUGCAAGGACCAGAGUUGCGAAACACUGGAUGGUAAACAGAGAAACUAGGACUCCUCUUUCCUCCUUUCUUUCUCUCUUUCUGUGUGUGUCCCUCCCACUGAGUGCCUCCUUUAGUUUUAUUUUGGUAUCUACUGAAUAGUCUUCUGUACUACACACACAUACUACAUAUGUUUGGAGGCUUAUGAAAGUAAUAUUUCCCCUGUCCAGUCUUCUUCCUUAGUUAUAGUUGUCAGACUGUAUAAUAAUUGUAUAACACCUGAUAUUUAGUAUAUAACCCUCUAUAACCACUGUUAUUGAUCUGGUUCAACUUCCCUUAAUCACUCUGCCAUCAGGGCUACAUGAUAAUGACAUGAACUGUCAUAACUGUUGGUACAAAGUCAGUUUUGAUAAACUGACACCAGAAGUAGGACUUUUUAUGACAUAUUAUGUCAUGUUUUCAACAGUGUUAUUUAUGUAGGUCUUAUGACAGAGGUUUCUAGUAAAGUGUUUCCAUUGUCUUUAUAAAAAAUAAUAUAAUAAUGUAUAUGCUAUAAUGUAUAUGAUGUAGCUGUUUUUUACAGGAUCAAUCCAGCAGCCAUGCCUAUCAGUAGUGAUGACCCUGUACAUACCCUGUCACCUGUUGCCUUGUUGACAGUGUGUGCUGUUGUCAAUCAGGUGGAGAAGUGUUUUUCUGAUUAAAAGGAUGUUGUGGAGGUUUUAUACAA